ACUUAUUCUCUCCAGCUCUUUACUCUUCCACCCCCUUCUCUCUCUCUCCCCAAAAGACACAUUUAUUGAACUUCCCUUACUAUUGUCAAGUGUAGAAUUUGAUUGAUUAUAUCAUCAUUUAAUGGCUUCCUUUUGCUCAUUCUUGGCAAUGUUCAUGAUCUUCAUGGCUUCCCAUUCUUCCCUUGCAUUGGAAUCUCAACCAGAAACUCAGUUUUCAAGUAUAUCUGCUGCACCAGCAUUGCUUCCAGGUGCUCCUCUAUCUUCUUCUCCAACCUUAUCUCCAGAUAUUUCUCCUUUAUUUCCUUCUCCUGGUGGUGUGCCACUUUCUCCAGCCGAGUCAUCUCUGCCCACCAUCCCAUCAAGCCCGAGCCCUCCAAAUCCAGAGGACACAGUCGCUCCUGGACCAGGAUUGGCUUUUGCACCAUCAGGGUCUCUGCCAGUUUCCCAUUCAUCUCCUGUAACUUCAUCUCUGCCUCUGAAUGUGAUUUUGUUUCUUGGCUUGCUGGUUUGCUCGUUUGUGUAAUGCUUAUUUCUGGUGUGGUGUGUGAGUGUGAUGUGAGAGAUUUUGUGGUAAUUGGAAAGAGAAAAAAAAAAAAAAAAAAAAAAAGCAAUGUUGGUGGAAAGCUUCAAUUAUUGUUAAUUCAUAGUGGUUUCCACUUUAUGUUUGUAAACUAUUUUGGUUAAACUAUAUAGAAUGCUUUAGUGUGUGAUGUUAGGUAAAUGCAGUUCGUGGCAUUGUUAUGGAUUGUGAUAGGAUAUUGUAUCCAAAAUUUUUUUAGAAAAAUAAAAGUUGUAAGCCUUUCAGUCUUGUA
Molecule: messenger RNA, 812 nt
Organism: Prunus dulcis (almond)
Lineage: Eukaryota; Viridiplantae; Streptophyta; Magnoliopsida; Rosales; Rosaceae
Product: classical arabinogalactan protein 26
Exons: 1
Coding region: 122-523 (133 amino acids)
Source: RefSeq, a predicted model, not a curated record